Messenger RNA from Vicia faba (fava bean), 912 nucleotides. The record is from the annotation of a GenBank genome assembly. NCBI's taxonomy places the organism in Eukaryota, Viridiplantae, Streptophyta, Magnoliopsida, Fabales, Fabaceae.
AUGAAUUCCAAUAAUUGGAUACCUAAUCAGGGUUCCGAACCCACUCGCGACACUAUUGAUUGGAGCGCAAAAGAAUUGUCAACAAAAUCUUCCGUAGGUUCAACAACACAGACUGCACAACCAAGCGGGGGUGAUUGGCAAGAAGAAGUUUACCAAAAGUUGCAAACCAUGAAAGAAAAUUACAUGCCAGAUCUGAAUGAAAUAUUACAGGAAAUUGCUACGAGACUUCAGAAGUAUGACUCUACUCCUCAACAGCCAAAGUCAGAUCAGAUAGAAAAGUUGAAGGUAUAUAGAAUGGUGUUGGAACGCAUGAUAUCAUUACUACAGGUUCCUAAGAACAGCAUUAGGCUUAGUUUGAAGGAAAGAUUGGAAGCAUAUGAAAAGCAGAUUGUAAAUGUCAUAAAUUUAUUAAGGACUAGGGAAGGCAUCUCAUCCUUGCAACCCGGACAGCUUCCCCCAACUCAUAGGUCUUCGAUGCCACAGUCACAAUCUCAAGUUACUUCAGUACAGUCUCAUGAAAAUCAAAUUAUCUCUCAAAUGCAGCCAUCAAACUUACAAGAUUCUGCGAAGCCCGUUCCUGAAUUUUCAUCAUCAAGUGCUACCAAUGUUGGGAAACAUACACGGGAUGCAGCAGCACCAGCUCAAUCCCUUUCCAUCGGCACUCAUGGGAUAUCGGCCCUUCCUUUAUUGGCAGAAUUCAGUGGUCUAGAUGGUGCAUAUUUUAAUGCUUUCACAGCUACUUCUGGAAAAGAUUUCGGGAAAGAAUUUGGAAAAGAACUUUUGAAAGAAAUAAGUUCAAAAAAGAUUGAGAAGUUGAAGAAGGAGGUUGAGAGUGUCACGAUGAUGAAGUUACUCAUCCUAGUUCUUAUUUGUUUUUGGGUUUUGUGUGUUCUAUUUUAUAAGUGUAUGUAA